This is a messenger RNA of Hevea brasiliensis (rubber tree), 1544 nucleotides long. RefSeq lists its product as uncharacterized. The coding region runs from base 212 to 1171 and encodes 319 amino acids. NCBI's taxonomy places the organism in Eukaryota, Viridiplantae, Streptophyta, Magnoliopsida, Malpighiales, Euphorbiaceae. The transcript has 3 exons. The record is from RefSeq and is a predicted model, not a curated record.
CUAAUGUACUGCCCAGCUGUCAGUUGCCGAUCAAACCCAACUCUCAUUUUCACAAUCCUCCAUCGCCCUCUCCAAGUAAACUGCGAAACCCUCUCAGAGAAUCCAAUAACUUCUAUCUUUUUAUCACAAUUUAGGUGUUUGACAGCUGAUUUAAGACUCUAGUGGCUGUGCCUUUGGGUUUCAUUUAGGAAUUUUCACAAACACCUGUAAAAUGCACGCCAAGACAGACUCCGAAGUCACCAGUCUCGCCCCAUCUUCUCCCACAAGAUCUCCACGCCGUCCAGUCUAUUAUGUACAGAGCCCAUCACGGGAUUCUCACGAUGGAGAGAAAACAGCCACGUCGUUCCACUCCACGCCGGUGCUUAGCCCCAUGGGAUCUCCACCUCAUUCUCACUCCUCCAUUGGCCGCCACUCGCGUGAGUCCUCCUCUAGCAGGUUUUCUGGGUCUUUGAAACCCGGAUCGCGUAAGAUCUCUCCCAACGAUGGAUCUAGGAGUGGUCAGAAAAAGGGACAGAAGCAAUGGAAGGAGUGUGCGGUGAUUGAAGAAGAAGGGCUUCUUGAAGAUGAAGAGCGUGAAAGGGGUAUUCCUCGUCGCUGCUAUUUUCUUGCUUUUGUUCUAGGUUUCUUCGUUCUCUUCUCUAUGUUCUCUUUAAUUCUUUGGGGUGCCAGCAAGCCACAGAAGCCCAAGAUCACAAUGAAGAGUAUAACAUUUGAACAUUUCACCAUUCAAGCGGGCUCAGAUUCCACAGGAGUCGCAACUGAUAUGAUCUCAGUCAACUCCACAGUGAAGAUGAUUUAUCGUAACACAGGAACAUUUUUCGGAGUCCAUGUAACAUCCACACCUGUAGAUCUAUCCUAUUCUGAGAUCACCAUAGCCUCAGGAAACUUGAAAAAGUUUUACCAAUCAAGAAAGAGCCAAAGAUCGGUGGCAAUAUCUGUAAUGAGCAAUAAAAUCCCUCUGUAUGGAAGUGGAGCAGAGCUGAGCAGUUCAACGGGGACAGCCACACUACCUGUGCCUCUAAAAUUGAACUUCAAUGUGAGAUCAAGAGCUUACGUUUUGGGAAAACUGGUUAAGCCAAAAUUCAACAAAAGAAUCGAAUGUGAUGUUACUUUUGAUGCAAAGAAGCUCAAUGUCCCAAUCUCGCUCAAGAAUUCUUGCACAUAUGAUUGAUUGAUUGAUGAUAUGAGCAGCCGAUCAAGAUGAUGAAUUUUACAUUUUGAAUUCCCUUUAAUUAAUUUUUUGUAUCUAUUCAUGGAAUUGAGGAACAGCUACGCUUUGAAUGUGGGUAGGCAAGGACUGGGUCCUGGACUUCUCGGUUGCCCAUUUGCCCCCAUAUGGUGUGGAAACAGGCUGGAAUGGAUUCGGUAGUGACUUGUGAGUGGUAACUUUUCUUUCUAUACAUAUGAAUAUUCUGUUUAUUAAUGUAAAAGCAAGAAAUGAUUUAUCCAAUUAUUACUAUUUCACAUCAUUCUUUGUGAAUUUGUACUUGUUGGUGUCAUGUAAUGUAAUAAUAUUAUUCAUAAAUUUAUAAAAUUUUCUGAAA